AGAGAGAGGGCAAACUUUGCGUGAUUGUGGCGGAGACGCUUUAUGGACUCACCUUGUCAAUCGCGGCAACCACCGAGCAUACCUUCACAUACAUUCCCAACACCCGCUUACGACGGACAGUGGCGAGGAAUCCCCCCCAGGAAAGAGCAUCCUCUGACGCUGUUCAUGCCGGAUAAAGUUUAUGAGCAGCGUGGUAGAGGAGAGAGGAUAAAGACUCGACUGCAUAGCUUUCGAUAAACUUAGUAGGAAGUCGCUCGUCGCCGCCAACUGAAAUGGGCACCUUGCGCGACCUCCAGUACGCGCUACAGGAGAAGAUUGAAGAGCUGCGCCAGAGGGACGCGCUCAUCGACGAGCUGGAGCUGGAGCUCGACCAGAAAGAUGAGCUUAUACAGAGACUUCAAAACGAACUGGACAAAUACCGCUCCGUUAUCAAACCGGCAACCCAGCAGGUCCACAAGCAGAAUGAGCUCAACGAGCAACAGCGGACGAAGAGGCAGGCAAUUUCGGCCGAACCCACCGCCUUCGACAUCCAGGAUCUCAGCCAUGUCACCCUACCUUUCUAUCCCAAAAGUCCACAGUCCAAGGAUCUGAUCAAGGAAGCCAUCUUGGACAAUGACUUCAUGAAGAACCUGGAGUUGUCGCAGAUCCAAGAGAUCGUGGACUGCAUGUACCCUGUGGAGUAUGGAAAGGACAGCUGUAUCAUUAAGGAGGGCGAUGUGGGCUCACUGGUCUACGUCAUGGAAGACGGGAAGGUGGAGGUGACGAAGGAGAGCCUGAAGCUCUGCACCAUGGGGCCAGGAAAGGUGUUUGGAGAGCUGGCUAUUCUCUACAACUGCACCAGGACUGCCACUGUCAAGACUCUAACAAAUGUGAAGCUAUGGGCCAUCGACCGACAAUGUUUUCAGACGAUCAUGAUGAGGACGGGUCUCAUCAAGCACACGGAGUAUAUGGAGUUUCUGAAAAGUGUCCCAACAUUUCAUGGCCUGCAGGAAGAUAUUCUGAGCAAGCUUGCUGAUGUCCUUGAGGAGACACAUUAUGAAGAUGGAGAGUACAUCAUCAGACAAGGGGCCAGAGGAGACACCUUCUUCAUCAUCAGUAAGGGAAAGGUUAAUGUGACUAGAGAAGAUUUGCCCAAUGGAGACCCCGUCUACCUGCGCAGCCUCGGAAAAGGCGACUGGUUUGGAGAGAAAGCACUGCAAGGGGAGGACAUCAGGACGGCCAAUGUCAUUGCAGCAGAGGCAGUCACCUGUUUAGUCAUCGACAGAGAUUCAUUCAAGCACCUGAUUGGAGGUUUGGAGGAUGUGUCCAGUAAAGGCCAUGAGGAUGCUGAUGCCAAAGCCAAGUAUGAAGCAGAGAAUGCGUUUUUCUUCAACCUCAACCUAGCUGACUUCAACAUCAUCGACACUCUGGGGGUUGGUGGCUUUGGACGUGUCGAGCUGGUUCAGCUCAAGAGUGAUGAGAACAAAACUUUCGCAAUGAAGAUCCUGAAGAAGCGGCACAUUGUCGACACAAGACAGCAGGAGCACAUUCGUUCAGAGAAGCUCAUCAUGCAAGAGGCCCACUCUGACUUCAUUGUUAGACUCUACAGAACCUUCAAGGACAGCAAGUACCUCUACAUGUUGAUGGAGGCGUGUUUAGGGGGAGAGCUGUGGACCAUUCUUCGAGACCGGGGUUCAUUUGAGGACUCAACCACCAGGUUUUACACAGCUUGUGUGGUAGAGGCCUUCGCCUACCUGCAUUCCAAAGGAAUCAUCUACAGAGACCUCAAACCAGAGAACCUUAUACUGGACCACAGGGGCUAUGCCAAACUGGUGGACUUUGGCUUUGCCAAGAAAAUCGGGUUUGGGAAGAAGACGUGGACCUUCUGUGGGACGCCGGAGUAUGUAGCACCAGAGAUCAUUCUGAACAAGGGCCACGACAUCUCAGCUGACUACUGGUCUCUAGGAAUCCUCAUGUUUGAGCUCUUAACUGGCAGCCCUCCGUUCUCUGGCCCUGAUCCGAUGAAAACCUACAACAUCAUCCUGAGAGGCAUUGACAUGAUCGAAUUUCCAAAGAAAAUUACCAAAAAUGCUGCCAACCUAAUCAAAAAGCUAUGCAGGGAUAAUCCUUCUGAAAGACUGGGAAACUUGAAAAAUGGUGUCAAAGACAUCCAAAAGCACAAAUGGUUUGAAGGCUUUAACUGGGAGGGCUUGAAGAAGGGGACAUUGACGCCUCCUAUUAUCCCUAAUGUCACAUCAGCAGUCGACACGAGUAACUUCGACAGCUUCCCGGAGGACAACGAGGACCCGCCUCCUGAUGACAACUCUGGCUGGGAUGUUGAUUUUUGAAGCACUCCUCUCACCUUAAAACCAAAAGAAACUUGUCUUUUGUUGGCUUGGAGGCCAUCUUGAGGACAUGGCUGUGUUGUAAAAAAAAAAACCUGCAUUAAAAAUGAAAGAGAGGAUAUGGAAAAGAAGAUAAACAGAUGGAUGGCAAACCCUCUGGGUCACCGAUAUGCCUUUAUUUCACUGUGGCUCUGGAUCAAGCAUUUAUAAUGGGACUGCUGUAGCACUUCUUCGGUGUUGUCUUACACUCGGCUCUAAAGGCAAAGGCAAAGAAAGUGCAGGGAUAUAUACACACACAUACACACAAUAAAGCAGUGGCUGAUAAUGGGGCCAGAUUUUCCCAUGUAAUAGGGAAAAAUGUUUAGUGGGUGAAUGAAUGUUUGAUAGUCUGUCAAAGUUUUGGUUCUAAGAUAAAUAAGAGUGUGUUAAGUGUGAUGGACUACUCAAAAAGAGAGGAAGCUGAUGAUUGAUUUUUUUUUCUUCUGUGUUUGUUUUUCGGCAAUAUUUGAUGAAAUAUGUGGUGGACUUUGGGAGGUUAUAAGACGUUGUUCCCUGGUUUUUGACAUGCAGCUUCCUGCUGCAAGUCCGGACACUUUUCAGAGAUCUACACGCUACAGUUUGCAAGUAAACCUGGCAUCAAGUGCUUAAGACUAUCCUGAAUGUCACUGAUUUUCUUCUUGUUUAACAUCCAUGUGACAUACAGUAUGUACGGUACAUAGUAUUUGAAUUUACAAGUUACAUUCUCACUAUUGAACACAGCCGGGCUAAAAUCAAAUACUUAGUACACUUUAUAUAAGAUGAACCUACCUUGAAAAGCACAAACACUGUGCAUUCAGUGGAAAGAGCUGUGACUCUUCAAGUGCCCUGCUUAAAAUUUUAAUGAAUCACACACCGACACACAUGAAAUGUCAGCUAGUAUUUCCAUGAAGCAAUCUGUCAUUAUGCACUAAAAUCAGCAGUUAUAGCUCAUUUUAAGCUUCAGUACAUGAAGUCACACUCUUUUUUUUUUUAAAUAAACUUUUCAUCAUGCAUAGGAAUGCUUCUCUACCUACAUACUUCUUAGUUUUGUUUUUUAAAUCACCCAAAUGCCUCUUCCCAUUCAACCAAACGGGACAUCCUCUCUUCGCUCCUGUAUAGUUCUGAUAUAACUGUGAACAUGGUUUCAAUGUCUUUGGUGCUGUUAUUGAUAAAUUAUAAUAAGCGAUGGUGAGAAGACAGUACUGGUUAUUGUUUUUGUAUAGUGAUUUUUUUUGUGCUUGAUUCCUUUGUAAUGUACUUGACUUCCUUCAUUAGAAAAUUGGAGACUUGUGUCAAUUUGUAAACUUGAGUGAAGAUUUGUUUGAUAUCACUUGACACCAUGUUAGAUUGUGCUAAGCGGUAUUCUCAAGGUUUUUUUUAACAGGUUUAACAAUGUUGAGUUCAUCCAUAUAAAUUAACCAUCCUCUUCUUUGGGGGCAACAAAUGUCUCCUUGAGACAGACGGCAAAAGAAAGAAAGAAGAUUAUAUUUUGUGAAACCCACAGCUUUGACCACUAGCACCAUGACCUCACCCAGUUUAUCACCUCUCACGCUCAGAAAUCAGAGCAUAAAAUCAGAAGAAAUGUAAGUGCCUUAAAUCAAUGGCAUACAAAAUUAACAUCACAAGACCUUUUCGAUGCUGCAUGAACACAUAUACACCUCAAAAACGUAUGUGUCCUCUUAGAUGGCUGCUUCUCAUCCUUUGUUAUAAUCUAAUAAAUACAUUAAUCACCUUGGAAAGAAAAUUUCUAGUCAUUUGAUGGCGGACAAAAGUGUGUAUGAAAUAAAUUUCCUGCUUUACCCGUUUGAUUUCUCUCAUGGAAAAUUUAUUAACAGUAAAAUGAUAAAAAUCUAUCAUACCAGAUAUUGCUGCAAUGACAUGCUUUUCUCUAUGUAUCUAAUGUGAUCUUAUGAAGUCAACCACAGCUGGCCUGGUAUGAACAGUUAAUCUUAGCUCAGAAGCACCAUCUAUCAUCUGCUUCAGUCGAUGAUAGUCCAUGAAAUCUGAGCAUAUAGAGAUGGCAAGAAUGAUUUGCAGCUUUGAACAUUUCAGUAAUGUGAAAACAAUAUUCCUCUUUACCACUGUUGACAAUCUUUAACCAUAUGAUAACACUGAUCACAAUGCAUCAUCAUCAUUGUCCAGAUUUUCAUUUUAUGGUUUGGUUUGAAUAAAGCAGCACAACUCAUAUUUCAUCCCAGGAAGCCAAACAGAUGUAUUUAGGUUUAACUUGCAUAAAUCAGUGAAUAAUGUUUAUGGAGAGCUGCAAAUGAGAGGAAAUCUCAGUUCUAUCGGCACACCCUAAGUAUUUUACUGUAUUAAGAGCAGGUUAUGUUUAUCACAAAGCCUUAUGUAUGUCAUCACUUUACAAACCACUGGUUUUGAGUCUUAUACUGACCGCCUUCUGCAAUGGUACCUGAUAUUUGCCUUGUGUUAUGUUGUUUAUUCUGCUGUAAAUUCAUUUUGCAGAGUGCCACGUGUAAGAUUUUUAAAAUU
This is a messenger RNA of Toxotes jaculatrix (banded archerfish), 4835 nucleotides long. RefSeq names its product cGMP-dependent protein kinase 1-like. NCBI's taxonomy places the organism in Eukaryota, Metazoa, Chordata, Actinopteri, Toxotidae. Gene Ontology annotation, molecular function: ATP binding; cGMP-dependent protein kinase activity. The record is from RefSeq and is a predicted model, not a curated record. The transcript is spliced from 18 exons. Bases 273 to 2327 code for a protein of 684 amino acids. Gene Ontology annotation, biological process: protein phosphorylation.